ACUCUUUAAUUAAUUGAAAACACCAGAGAAAGAGAGUGGGGGAGACGAACAUAGCGGCAAAGGAAUCAAUGGCGACGAGUACGACGAGCAGUAACAGCACGCCACCAUACAAACCUUACCGUCACCACAAAACCCUAACAACCCACACACGCGCCGUUUCUUGCGUCAAAUUCUCCAACGACGGAAACCUCCUCGCUUCCGCUUCCCUCGACAAAACCCUUAUCAUCUACUCCUCCACCACUCUCUCCCUCCUCCACCGCCUCACCGGCCACUCUGAAGGCAUUAACGACAUCGCCUGGUCCUCCGAUUCCCACUACAUCUGCUCCGCCUCCGACGACAAAACCCUCCGUAUCUGGGACGCUAACACCGGCGACUGCGUCAAAACGCUUCGUGGCCACGGCCACAAUGUUUUCUGUGUCAAUUUUAAUCCACAAUCCAAUUACAUCGUUUCGGGUUCGUUUGAUGAGACGGUUAGGGUUUGGGAAGUGAAGACUGGGAAAUCUGUUCAUGUUAUUAAGGCUCAUGCUAUGCCUGUUACUUCUGUUGAUUUUAAUCGCGACGGUUCGCUUAUUGUUUCUGGGAGUCAUGAUGGGUCUUGUAAGAUUUGGGAUACCAAUUCUGGUGCGCUGUUGAAGACUUUGAUUGAUGAUAAGGUUCCUGCUGUUUCGUUCGCCAAAUUUUCGCCUAAUGGGAAAUUUAUACUUGUUGCUACUCUUAAUGAUACACUUAAACUAUGGAACUAUGCAGCUGGGAGGUCUUUGAAAAUGUAUUCAGGCCAUGUGAAUAGAGUGUACUGCUUAACUUCCACAUUCUCCGUGACAAAUGGGAGAUAUAUCGUUAGUGGUUCAGAAGAUCGGUGCCUUUAUUUGUGGGAUCUUCAGCAGAAAAACAUGAUUCAGAAACUUGAAGGCCAUACAGAUACUGUAAUAUCAGUUACCUGCCACCCAAAAGAGAAUAAAAUUGCUUCUGCUGGCCUUGAUGGUGAUAGAACUGUGAGGAUUUGGGUACAGGAUUCUUGAAUGAUUGCAAAACUUUGGGGGGAUAUUGGCAUACACAUCUGAGGUUGUCCCCAAUUAAUAUGCUUCUUUUUUGAGUCUGAGUUUGUCCCCAGUUAUUAAGCUUCUUUUUUGAGAGUUGAUGCUUUAUAGGGGUGCGAUUGUUAGAACACUAUACGAGUAUACAUUAAUAAUUAGAAGAACUUACAUUAUUUGCAUUUUAGGGUCUAUAAUUAUUGCUUUAGAAAAUAACACUGCACCAAAAUGAAUAUGACAUUGAUGCAAUGCAAGUAGUUAUGAGACUUAAGACAGGUAUCGUCUAUUUCAGACCCAAAAGUUCUGAUCUGCAGAAAACAGAGAAGGUUAGAAAUAAAUUUAUUUUCAUCCA
Messenger RNA from Medicago truncatula (barrel medic), 1383 nucleotides. RefSeq names its product COMPASS-like H3K4 histone methylase component WDR5B. Bases 69 to 1019 code for a protein of 316 amino acids. Gene Ontology annotation, molecular function: protein binding. The transcript has 2 exons. The record is from RefSeq and is a predicted model, not a curated record. NCBI's taxonomy places the organism in Eukaryota, Viridiplantae, Streptophyta, Magnoliopsida, Fabales, Fabaceae.